Molecule: messenger RNA, 543 nt
Organism: Exophiala xenobiotica
Lineage: Eukaryota; Fungi; Ascomycota; Eurotiomycetes; Chaetothyriales; Herpotrichiellaceae
Exons: 2
Coding region: 1-543 (180 amino acids)
Biological process (GO): transmembrane transport
Cellular component (GO): membrane
Molecular function (GO): myo-inositol:proton symporter activity
Source: RefSeq, a predicted model, not a curated record
AUGGCAGCGCGGGCUUUUGCCGAGUCGCAUGGGGUGGCCGAGCACGCCGCUCGGUUCGGGCGAGCUGCUCUCGUGGCACGAGACCCCAGCCGAGCCGAGAUGGUAACCGAGCUUGAUGUAGAUGAGCGAAGGGCGCUCGUCUACGAAAGGGACCACAAGUGGCACGGCCCUGCCAUGCUUUGGUAUUCCAUCGCCAUGUGCGCCUGCCGAGCCGCCACGCAGGGAUGGGAUCAGACGGGGGCCAACGGGGCCAACUUGUCCUUCCCUCAGGAGUUCGGCCUGACUGGGAAAGGGCGCGACGAAUGGGUCGUGGGAAUCAUCAACGCCAUCAUCUUCUUGACGGCCGGUCUCAUUGGUGCCUUCAUCGUCGACCCACUCAACCACUAUCUCGGCCGAAGAGGCGAGAUUUUCAUCACCGCCUGCUGUCUCACUGCCACCCCGAUUGGUUCCGCCUUUGCAACAUCGUGGGAGGGACUGUUUGUGGCGCGAUUCGUCAUGGGCAUCGGUAUAGGCGCAAAGAAUGCCACGGUUCCCAUCUACUAG